AUGGCUACCAAAUUCGAUGCUGAAAAUGCUGAUAACUUAGAAGAUAUUGAAAAACAAUUCGCCGUUAAAGCUGUUAUGCAAGCUGAAACUUACUGGGGAUUAUUAACUAAAAUUCCCGGUUCAAAAUUGAAAUUAACUAAAUAUGAUGAUGAUAUCUUUGAAAAAUUAUUAGAAGAUUUCCCAGAAUUCAAAGAUCCUGAAAACUUGAAGGAAAUUAGUGAAGAAAAAAUGAAAAACAAAGAAGGUAAAGAAAAAUGGAGAAAUUUCUGUGAAAAAUUCAAAGAAAUUGAAGAUUACAAUUUUGGAACUUUGUUAAGAACUAAAAAUACUGAAGAAUAUACUCAAUUUGGUACUAUUUUCGUAGUCAGAAUUCAAUUCUAUGCUAUUGAAAUUGCUAGAAAUAGAUAUGGUUUGAAUGACUGGGCUGUUGGUAAAUAG
This is a messenger RNA of Yamadazyma jaroonii, 438 nucleotides long. Lineage: Eukaryota; Fungi; Ascomycota; Pichiomycetes; Serinales; Debaryomycetaceae. The record is from the annotation of a GenBank genome assembly.